AUGUAUGAUUAUCUGUUUGCCCCACCGGGGUCUUAUGAAUAUAAUGAUUAUGAUUUUGACUACGUUCUAACUAUCUCUAGUGAUAACUUAGCUGACUUUGACCAAUCUAACUCUGAUCUUGAUUCUCAAACUAAUCCUCAAAUGGUACUUAAGCCCAAUGAACAUGACAAUGAGAAUGAAGAAGAUAUCGACAACACCAGUUAUGAUAAAUCUGGGAGUGAGGAACCAAUCAUCGAGCAUCAUGAUACACCACUUACCAUUAACUUGGAUCUCUCUGAUGUAGAGGAAACACCGAACUCCCAGAAGGAUGCGUCUCAAGAUAGAGAAACAAGUCAUUGCCGAGGUAAAGAAGCCAACAUUGUGCUUGAAGAUCAAUACCCCAUGUGGUUAGCCAACAUUGUAACAGUUAAGAAAAAGAAUGGACAAAUCAGAGUUUUUGUCAAUUUCAAGGAUUUAAAUAAAGCGUGUCCAAAAGAUGAGUUUGCACAACUGAUACCAGAAUUGACAGUGGACAUUGCUUCGACACAGAUAUUCUCCUUCAUGGAUGGAUCGUCAGGAUAUAAUCAGAUCAAAAUGGCUCCAGAAGAUGCAACACUUACAGCUUUCAAGACGCUGAUUGAGAUUUUCUACUACAUAGUAAUGUCAUUCGGGUUGAAGAAUGUCAAAGAAACAUAUCAAUGA
Molecule: messenger RNA, 681 nt
Organism: Phalaenopsis equestris
Lineage: Eukaryota; Viridiplantae; Streptophyta; Magnoliopsida; Asparagales; Orchidaceae
Exons: 2
Coding region: 1-681 (226 amino acids)
Source: RefSeq, a predicted model, not a curated record